Anisakis simplex (herring worm) is the source of this 348-nucleotide messenger RNA. The record is from the annotation of a GenBank genome assembly. NCBI's taxonomy places the organism in Eukaryota, Metazoa, Nematoda, Chromadorea, Rhabditida, Anisakidae.
AUGAAUUCGGUCGCAACGGGUGCACACUGGUCAACGUCGACAGCCAGAAUGAACGGAAGCGGAGAUGCACGUCGAGAGGAUGUGCUCUUGCAAGAACUUCACAAACGCGAUGUCUUCAAGCUUGGGGAAUUCGUACUCAAAAGUGGCCUCAAAUCACCGAUCUACAUUGAUCUUCGUGUAUUGAUCUCGUCACCGAAAAUUCUGCGUCUUGCCGCAGAUUGUGUCUGCGAUAAAAUCCGUUCUCUUGGACUUAAAUUCGACUAUAUCGUUGGUGUGCCAUACGCAGCUCUACCAAUAGCCACUGUACGCCCUUCCAUUUCUUCAAAAUCGAUUUUCGAUCAUACAUGA